This is a messenger RNA of Solanum tuberosum (potato), 483 nucleotides long. Its product is annotated as UPF0496 protein At3g49070-like. The transcript has a single exon. The record is from RefSeq and is a predicted model, not a curated record. Bases 1 to 483 code for a protein of 160 amino acids. NCBI's taxonomy places the organism in Eukaryota, Viridiplantae, Streptophyta, Magnoliopsida, Solanales, Solanaceae.
AUGGCUUGUGGACUAGUUGUUGUGGCAGCAUUGGUACUAGCAGCACAUACAUUUGCAGCAAUAGUCAUGGGACCGGCGAUUUUAACCCUACCUUUAAAGCCAUUUAAGAAAAAUAUUAUGAGUUUUCGAUUCUUGAAAUGUGGAUUUUUAAGAAAAGUUGGAGAUCAACUUGACAUUGCAACGAAAGGUACUUAUAUUUUGAAUAGAGAUUUUGACAUGAUUUCUAGGCUUGUGGAUAGACUCCAUGAUGAAAUUGAUCAUAAUAAGGAAAUGAUUCAAUUGUGUUUAGAUAAAAGGGAAGAUAGAUUUUCAUUGGAAGUGUUGAAGGAGUUGAAGAAGAGUAAUAUUGGAUUCAAGAAACAAGUGGAGGAACUUGAAGAACAUGUUUAUUUAUGUCUUUUAACGAUUAAUCGUGCAAGAGCUUUGGUAAUUAAGGAAAUUGCAAAAUCACGUGGGGAUAAAAGUCAAGGUAGUAGCCAGUAA